CCGUUAGUGGCGCUGGGCACAAACGUAGUCUCAGCAGCCGCAGCAGCAGCAGGAGGAUGAUUUAUGCGCUCACACUGUUGCGCCUUCCAGGAUACGCGCGAUAAAAUGGCAUCAGCAAGUUCAUGUGUCAUUCUUUGGUAGAAAAAGUGGCUUUAGACGUUUUUCAACAACACACAUUUUACCCCAACUCCUCAGUGUCGGAAGCAGUUUUAGAAAUUAUCACCUGAAAAGCGACGACGAAGUUGGACGACGUUUGGCGUUACUGAGGGUGAUCCGGUGCCACCUCAGACCAUGGCCUACACUCUUGGCUCCACCGCCGAGGGCCAGAAGCGAAGUGUUGGACCUCAGCACUGCGUCACUCGAGUGGAGCUGUCCGUCACCGCAGCCAGUCUGCUCGACCGCGACGUGGCCUCCAAGUCGGACCCCUUCUGCGUUCUCUUCCAGGAAGUGGACGGCAACUGGGUGGAGCUGGGCCGCACCGAAACAGCCGUGAACAACUUGAACCCCGUGUUCGGAGUGAAGUUCCAGGUGGACUACCACUUUGAGGAGAUCCAGAAGCUUCGCUUUGCUAUGUUUGAUGAAGACAAGUGUGCCUCGCAGCUGUACGAGCACGACUUCCUGGGAGAGUUCAUCUGUACGCUGGGGGUGAUUGUGUCAAAUAAAAAACUUCACAGACCUCUGAUCUUAGCCAAUGGGAAGCCGGCCGGCAAAGGCUCCAUCACGAUAACAGCCCAGGAGCUGUCUGACAACAGAAUCAUCACUUUGACCUUGAGUGGGCGUAAACUGGAUAAGAAGGACUUCUUUGGGAAGUCCGACCCCUACCUGGAGUUUCACAAACAGGGAGAAGACGGCAAAUGGAUGCUUGUUCACAGGACAGAGGUCAUUAAGAACACUCUAGAUCCAUCAUGGAAGCCAUUUACUGUGCCUCUCAUUUCUCUCUGCAAUGGGGAUGUGGACAGAAACAUCAAGGUCCUGUGUUAUGACUACGAUAAUGACGGCGGCCACGAUUUCAUAGGAGAGUUUCAAACAAGCGUUGCCAAGAUGAGCGAAGCACAGAACUCGCUGGAGGUGGAGUUUGAAUGCAUCAACCCCAAGAAACAGAAGAAGAAGAAGAAUUAUAAAAACUCUGGAAUUAUCAUUGUCAAAUUGUGCAAGAUAACAAGGGACUACACCUUUUUGGAUUACAUACUGGGAGGAUGUCAGCUCAUGUUUACGGUGGGCAUAGACUUCACAGCAUCCAAUGGAAACCCCCGUGAGCCGUCCUCGCUCCACUACAUCAACCCUCUGGGCAGCAACGAGUAUCUUGCUGCGAUUCUAGCUGUGGGACAGAUUAUACAGGAUUAUGACACCGACAAAAUGUUUCCAGCUCUGGGAUUCGGAGCCCAGCUUCCACCCGACUGGAAGGUGUCACAUGAAUUUGCCAUCAACUUUAACCCCACCAACCCAUUUUGCUCAGGUGUGGAGGGCAUUGCACAGGCCUAUUCUGCCUGUCUUCCUCACAUCCGUUUCUACGGUCCAACGAACUUUGCUCCCAUCAUCAACCAUGUAGCGCGUUUUGCUUCCCAGGCUCUUCAGCAGGAGAAUGCAGCGCAGUACUUCACUCUCCUCAUUAUAACAGACGGUGUUAUCAGCGACAUGGACGAGACGCGUCACGCCAUCGUCCAGGCGUCCAAGCUCCCCAUGUCCAUAAUCAUCAUCGGCGUGGGAAACGCAGACUUCGCUGCCAUGGAGUUCCUGGACGGAGACGCCAGCGUAUUGAGGUCCAAUACAGGGGAGGAGGCUCUGCGGGACAUUGUGCAGUUCGUCCCUUUCAGGGAUUUUCGUAAUGCACCCAAGGAGACUCUUGCCAAGUCGGUCCUGGCCGAGCUGCCUCAGCAAGUGACGCAGUACUUUAAACAACGGAACCUACCGCCCAUAAACCCGGCACCGGAGUGAGACGCCCCGAACGACGAGAGCCCACACGCUUGUACAAUAGUCAACAAAACCUCUCUUCUCCUUUAUGAAAACAAACAGAACGACAGUGUAUGAUUCUGAUUCUGAUUCAGCUGUGAACAAAAUUAUGUGGCGAACCAGAAAAUAAAAUAAAAGCCACAUUGACGGCAUCCCUGCCACUACUGUAUGUUUGCAAAGUGUCUAGUGGUGAACCAACGCUUGGUCUGCAUCCAGUGUGUCCAUCACAAGUGAUGUUCUGAUUUAUGAUCACGUCAAACAGCUUGUAAGUUUACAGCAAUGGCAGGUGUCUCCAAAUGGUUAUUAAUAUGCAGGCAGACGUCAACCUUUUAUAGAGAAGAGUCUUGAUUUGUCAUGAUGUAGUUUCUUUGCUUUCUGCAUGUGUGUGUUUUGUGAUUUAUGCCACGUGAUACCGUCUCCCUUCAAGCUAAACUCCAGCAGCAGUUAAAUCCUUUCACUUUGUUGUAUGGAUCCUUUUCAGGUAGCACAUCAGAAAUUUGCUGUCAUGCUGACAUGCACAGGCCGAGCCUGAGGAGCUGGCUGUGACCUGAGGGGGGGUUUUCAUGGGUGUGGAGGGUUCCAACAUGCAGCUUAUUCACAAGUGACACGAUGAGGCCACAGCAGCUGUAGCACUGACACAGGAUGGACGUGACAACUGUGUGGACUCAACACAGACGCUUUUGCUUUUAUUACGGCUUUGGUUCAUCCUGCAUGUUGCCAAAAUCUACUCUUUGUUUACAAUGGCACUAUUUAGAAAUGCAUGAUUUUUUAAUUAUCUUAUUCUGUACAUAAUUCAUUUAGAUUUAAGAUGACGGGUGUCACUUUAGUUUCCAGUUUCUGAUGUACUUUUUAUGCAGUGCUGAAAUGUGUAAUGACUAAUAUCUGUAUUAUUGUGCAUCUUUGUACUAAAUAUGUUGAUAUUGAUUUUAUAAAACUGUGUCUAUGUCCACACUCAGGUUAAUAAACUGAAGAAAAUGUC
This is a messenger RNA of Betta splendens (Siamese fighting fish), 2929 nucleotides long. RefSeq names its product copine II (gene cpne2). The coding region runs from base 292 to 1935 and encodes 547 amino acids. Gene Ontology annotation, biological process: cellular response to calcium ion. The record is from RefSeq and is a predicted model, not a curated record. The transcript is spliced from 16 exons. Gene Ontology annotation, molecular function: calcium-dependent phospholipid binding. Lineage: Eukaryota; Metazoa; Chordata; Actinopteri; Anabantiformes; Osphronemidae. Gene Ontology annotation, cellular component: plasma membrane.